Messenger RNA from Lolium perenne, 1449 nucleotides. The record is from RefSeq and is a predicted model, not a curated record. Lineage: Eukaryota; Viridiplantae; Streptophyta; Magnoliopsida; Poales; Poaceae.
AUGAAAUCGAGAUUGUCGAGACAUGAAGGUGGUGUUAGUAGUGCUCAUGCUGAAGCUCAAGAGAAAUUUGAUAUGUUCACUACACCAAAAGCAUCAAUCCGAAAUGCUCUUGCUUCAAACACCUCGCAGUAUAAGGCCUUGUACAAGCUCCGUUUGACAUGGACACUCAAGUGUUUGAGGUUUUUAUUGCGCCAAGGCUUGGCAUUUAGAGGACAUGAUGAGAGUGAAGAUUCACUAAAUAAAGGAAAUUUCCUUGAGCUUCUAAAUUGGUUAGCAGGAAAUUUUGAAGAGGUUGACAAAGUGGUUCUCAACAGUCCUCCCCAGAACUGCAAGAUGACUCACCAUGAUAUACAACAUGAGCUGAUAAAAUGUUGUGCGCAGGAGACUACUAAACUGGUCAUUGAAGAACUUGAUGGUGGUCAUUUUGCAAUACUUGCAGAUGAGUCUAGUGACGUGUAUCAGAAUGAACAAUUGGCUAUUUGCUUGCAUUAUGUUGAUAAGAAAGGAAGGGCGGUUGUAAGAUUUCUUGGUCUUGCUCAUGUUGAAGAUACUACCUCUUUGACACUUAAGGCUGCAAUUCAGAAAAUGCUUAUGAAGUACAAUCUGACCUUCGCAAUGGUUCGUGGGCAAGGGUAUGAUGGAGCUAGUAACAUGAAAGGUAAUGCCAAUGGCCUGAAAAAACUAAUCAUGGAUGAGUCUCCUUCUGCCUACUAUGUUCAUUGUUUUGCCCAUCAACUACAGCUAACUCUUGUUGCUGUUGCUAAGGAGAGUGGUGAUUGCACUUGGUUCUUUCAGCAGCUUGCACACUUGUUAAAUGCUCUUGGUAUGUCUCGCAAAAAGAUGAGGAUGCUUCGGAUUGCUCAAGCCGAGGAAAUGAUUGAUGCAUUGGAAUUGGAAGAAGUAGAAACGGGGACUGGGCAAAAUCAGGAAAUGGGUUUGGGAAGACCGUGUGAUACACGUUGGGGAUCGCACUUCAGAACUGUGAACCGUGUCCUCUCUAUGUAUGCUGCAAUACGGCGAGUCCUCUUGAAGAUUGGAAAAGAGUACCAUGGUGCGGAGGCUCAAGCAGCUCUAUCUGUGUUGACAUCAUUUCGGUCAUUUGAGUUUGUUUUCAUGGCACAUUUGAUGCAAGAAAUAUUUGGAUACACAGAUGACUUGAGCAGAGCUUUGCAAAUGAAAGAGCAAGAUAUUGUUCAUGCUAUUGAGCUAGUUGAUCUCACAAAGUAUCACUUGGAGGGCUUGAGGUCUGAUCCUGGAUGGGAUGAUUUUCUUAUCAAGCUGAAGAUAACAUGGGAGCACGUCAACCACGGCGACUACCUGCCGCAGUCUCCCAUCCUCGAUCCGUUCCCGAACCAACCGCGCAGGCACGCCCGCCGCACUGCAGCACAGGUGUCCGGCGCCCCUCCAAUCGGCCACCCCCACGCCCGACCCCUACCCACCGUUACGUGA